Molecule: messenger RNA, 492 nt
Organism: Cetraspora pellucida
Lineage: Eukaryota; Fungi; Glomeromycota; Glomeromycetes; Diversisporales; Gigasporaceae
Source: the annotation of a GenBank genome assembly
AUGGCCAAAGCAACGAUAAUCUUGUCUUCAUCAAUACGUCCAACAAUGGGUGAUUUGCAUAUGAUCUUUCCAAUUAUUUUAAAUGUUUUACAUGAGAUGUUAAAUAGUGAAAUGCAAAUAAAAAAUCAAGUUGCACAACGAAUCUAUAAAAAACUUGAUGAUUAUUGGACUAUUCUUCGAGGUUGUUGCAGUGUUUCUGUUGUAUUAGAUCCAAACAUAAAAAUGUCAUCAUUUGACAAUGAGACAGCUAUAAUUGUACGUGAAAGGUUACAUAAUGUUUAUACACAAUAUAUAGGAAAAGAAAUUAAUAACACAUCUUUUGCUAAAAAUGAUUCUCCAAGAGAUUAUUUUCGAAAACAUUAUACUGAAAAGUCAAAGAACAAUCCUCUUGAAGAAUAUCUUACAACUCCUGAAGAGAAUUGUAACCCACUUGACUUCUGGAAACAACAAUCAACCAAUCUAUGUUAUGCGGGGCUCACACAAAUGGCUUGA